Messenger RNA from Ruditapes philippinarum (Manila clam), 708 nucleotides. RefSeq names its product gastrula zinc finger protein xLCGF3.1-like. Gene Ontology annotation, biological process: regulation of transcription by RNA polymerase II. The record is from RefSeq and is a predicted model, not a curated record. The transcript has 3 exons. Gene Ontology annotation, molecular function: RNA polymerase II cis-regulatory region sequence-specific DNA binding; DNA-binding transcription factor activity. NCBI's taxonomy places the organism in Eukaryota, Metazoa, Mollusca, Bivalvia, Venerida, Veneridae. The coding region runs from base 1 to 708 and encodes 235 amino acids.
AUGUUUGAAAGGUCUAAAAAUAAAUUAACUUUAACUUUCUACAUGCAUCAGGGUCAGGAGAAAUGGAAAUGUACAAACGCAGUAAAGACCAUCCUUAUGUUUGACCUAACACAGGGAACUCUGGUAGAUUCUGAAGCCACGCCCACAUAUAUUUCACCCAAUCAGAGUGAAGAUGCUCUCGACUCGUACAUUGAUAUGAAUAAUAGUGCAGUAUACGUGUGUUCCCAUGGAAACUGCGGAAAAAGAUUUAAAACGAAGUAUAUGAUUUCGCGUCAUAUGAAAAUACACUGGAAGGAGAAACCGUUUGCCUGCAGAUUUUGUGAUUACAAGUGUGCAAGAAAAGAUUAUCUUAGAGUGCAUGAAAAUUUACCAGUAUUUCCUGUUCUUCUGACUUGUUACCCUCAUGCAAUUGACAAGAAUAUUACAACCAGUCUGGCAAUUACUCCAAAUGUAAAACCAGCCGAGCCAAAAAAUGUACCAAUCGGCACACCGAACAGUUAUGGUUAUACAUGCAUACGUGUUGAUGGACUGAUGGUGUUCAUAUGUGAAAAUUGUGGGAAACAGUUUGCGACAAAGCAGAAAGUGGAGGUCCAUUUGUUAUCACACUCGAAAGAAAAACCGAUAUGUUGCCAGUAUUGUGUCUUCAGAACGGCAUACAAGUCUUCAUUGCAUUCACAUAUGUUGAUAAAACACGCUGAUCGCAUGUGA